This is a messenger RNA of Triticum aestivum (bread wheat), 1773 nucleotides long. RefSeq lists its product as uncharacterized. The record is from RefSeq and is a predicted model, not a curated record. The coding region runs from base 270 to 1445 and encodes 391 amino acids. Gene Ontology annotation, biological process: regulation of DNA-templated transcription. Gene Ontology annotation, molecular function: double-stranded DNA binding. Lineage: Eukaryota; Viridiplantae; Streptophyta; Magnoliopsida; Poales; Poaceae. The transcript has a single exon.
CGUCAUUCUGCAUAGUGGUCGAGAGGAGAGAUGAGAUGGGGAUGGCGAGCAGAGCGAGAGAAAGGAGCGGCAUGGGGCAGUGGUGAAGGAACCUGGUGGCGCUCGUCGGCCGUCGACGGUCGCGGAGCCGCGGGGCCGAAUUGAUAUGUGGCAUUUUGGUAAACUUUUUUCCAAAUCCGCGAAGGUAUCCGGCCCCCUUGUUUUUUUUUAAGGUAUCUCCCCCGGAGGCCGCCCCUCCCACACUAGUCCGCCCCAUCCAUCAUUCCAUCAUGUUCGCCUCCAUCUGCCGGCGGCGGCUCGCCCUCCGAAUCCAUCAAAUCGCUGGCGGCGGCGGCGGCACAAACCUCCUCGAAUUCAUCCCUGGCACCAUUCCUCUCGCCCACUGCUACACCUCGCCCGCCGUCGCCGAAGUCCCGAGCUCGGAGCCCUGCCCCGACACCGUUUCCUACCUCAUCUCGUGCGGCCUCUCCCCCGCCGCCGCUGGCGCGGCCACCACCGCUCAACACCUCCGCAUCCGCUCCACCGACAAGGCCGACGCUGUGCGCGCCCUCCUCAAGAUCUACGGUUUCACCGACGCGGACAUCGUCCGGACCUUGCGCAGCGCCCCGGUUAUCCUCGUCGCUGACCCCGAGCGGAUCCUCCGCCCCAAGCUCGACUUUUUCGCCUCCCUAGGCUUCGAGACCCACAAGCUCGCAACUGAGCCUUUGCUGCUCGCACGCAGCCUCGACAAGCACCUCGUCCCCGCCAUCCAGUUCCUCCGCGGGAUCAUCGGCAGCGACGACGACCUCCGCCGCGCUUUUCACCGCGUCCCCCGCGGCCUUGCUGUGGACCUCGAUAACAACAUGCGCCCCGCCGUGGAAGCUCUCCGCCGCGGCGGCCUCACAGAGGCCGACAUUUCGAAGCUACUCGUCAUCCGGUUGGGCGUGCUCUUGUCGUCACCGGAUCGCAUCAGCGAAAUCUUUGAGGAACUCAAGGCGAUGGGCAUGUCCGUCUUGGACCCACGCUUCCUCUACUGCUUCCGUGCGAUGUCCGGUGUUAAGAGGGACUCAUGGCUGCGGAAAAUGGCAUUUUACCAGAGCUUCGGGCUGUCAGAGGGUGAGUUGCUGCAGGCCUUCAAGACGCAGCCCACCAUUUUCCUUUUCACCGAUGAGAGCAUAAAAAAGAAGGUCCGAUUCCUGCUGGACGAGCUGAAGCUUGGAAUAAGUGAUGUAAUUGCGCGGCCUGUAGUUCUAGGCUAUAGCUUGGAGAAGUGCAUCCUGCCGAGGUGCGCCGUGCUGACUGUGUUGAUGAGGGAGGGGAGGAUUCGGAGAGAUAUCAAAUUGCUUCAGGCAUUGCUUGGCAGUUCCAGGAAUUUCGAGACCAGGUAUGUGUUGAGGCAUGCUGAUGAUGUGCCAGAUGUUGUUAAGGCAUAUCAGGGUAAGAUCAAAUUUGAAGGAUUCAAAUAGGCUGGUCUUCUAGAAUGAUAUAAUUCUAGAUUAGGCUUAUGUUUCUAGUGCCAAUGUUAAAGAUCAAGUCAUGAUUCAUGAUUCUAACAGUACUUCCGAGGACAGUUUUGCCCUAUUGGUAGCCCAUGUUACUGAGUAUCAACUACAUUUGUAGUUUAACAUCUGUGAUUUUGCAUCCUGCAGCCUAUUAAAAUCUAGAAACAUAGUAGAUGGUUUGUUGUUGUAUAGAGGCUGCGUCAAUUAAUUCGGAUCGGAGGGAGUAUUGAAGUUUCUUGAUCUUGUAUGUUCAACCAGUUCUUUUAACCGUUUGUGCUUUUUAGAUUGAUUA